UCAGCCGGAGACAAUCUAAAUGGGUACCUCGAUGAGGGAAAAAUUAAAAUCAACGCCUUUCUGGUGGCUCCACUGGUGCAAAAAUGAAAUCAGCUUGUGAGCACAAUUGACACAAAACUCUGUGAUCUCUUUGACAUUGGUGAACGAUAUUUUUACUUAAUAGGUGAACUGUUGCUCUCUGCUCGCAGCGAUAAAGGGAUCAAUAAGAUCAUCAGUGGCGUCACUACUUUUAAUAGAAAAGACCACGAACUCCUCUAAGGAAAGUGUCAAUAGCGGAUGAAAUCAUCUUCCAACGGAGACUCGACGCGCAAAAUUUGUUAAAAAUUUCACGUUGAUUGCAAAUAUACUGGAAAAUAAGGGGAACAAGAUAGCGAUCAUGCUGUCCGUGUGGGUGGCGGUGUUGUCCGCCUUCGUCGCGGCGAGUAUUGGAAGCAUUGCACCAGGGAAGCGAUCUGAUUUUUCCAUGUCUGACAACCAGUUUUAUCGCGUCGGAGACACGAAACUGGAUGAUGAGGUCACAGACUGUGCUCUUGUAGAACAUCAAUUUAAGAAAGGAUAUAUCAGACUGCGAGAAUAUCUGGAGCGACGAAGGGGAUGUGGGAGGCAAGGAAAACUGAAAAACAUCGAAGGAAUUGAAAAGUCAACAGUGGAUGACGUUAACAACGAUAACAUCGCCGAGAUUGCCAAAUCUACCACUGAAGACUUUCAUUACUCUGUGCCGUCGCCAUUGCCAGUCGCUAAGAAGGUCCAUAAGCCUAAAACUAUUCCUCAAGUGAUCAACACCUAUCAACCUCAUAAGAUGGCUUAUGUGCCCCGCAGGUAUCCUGUGGCAGCGGUGACAGCAACAGGAAAAACAAUAGCACUGCACACGCCCGCCCGCCCCGCAUUCCAAUCUACAGUACAAAGGAACAAGCCAGCAAGACCAAACUUAAGCGACUAUCAAAGCAAAUCUCAGAAUUUAGGACUUUCUUUUAAGAGUAACCCUUCUGUCGCAGGUUUUCCAGGCUCUGUAGAGAAUCAAAACACACAGUCUAUAUUCACUAACGCACUCGGGGAUCAAUACACACGUCUGGCUUCCAACUAUAAUCACCCCGACCAACCAAAACCCAACCACGAUCUACUUCAAACAUUUUAUCCAGGCACACUUCAAGAACGUUCACACACUGGAGAAACUGUUGCUGUGGGUCAACCGCUUUUUGUCCAAAAGGCCCACGUGCAAGCCACUUCUAGUCUUCAAAACAAAAUGUCAAGCUUGCUAAAAAAUGCAAUGAAUAACUUCAAUAAGCCCUCAUUAGGCACACCUGCCAGUGCCAAUACAUUUAAAGGACCCAGUAUCAACUUGAAACCAAAGGUUUUGAAUAAACCUGCGACAAAAAUUAAUGUUCAGAGCAACCCGGACGAAAAUAUCGACGAAAAUCUUGCAGCCAUGCGCGAUCCCGAAAAAGACGACAGCAAUGGUUCUAUCGAUGACAAACCUACUCCGGAACCUGGAAUUGACGAUAAACCAGCUAACCAAGCCGCUAUCAGUCCUUCUACUAAUCUCAGUGAAUUGUCUUUAUCACAGAGACCUGGAGAAAAUCUAAGACCCAUGAAACCAGUUUCAGACACGUCAAACGGGCUCGGAAAGGCGGUUAUGAAAGGAACUCCUACAUUUGUAAACAAACUGCAAAAUGCUGCAGCUCAACCCAACACUGCUGCAGAAAAGCUUCAACAGCCGUCAAUCAACUUUGAUUUCCUCAAAAACAAAAUUAUGCAUACAACCAAUGCAACUUUCCUACGGCGCAUGCUCGCACUCAUUCAAAAGAUCACUCAUCACAAAGACUUUUCGAAACUGCAAGCUCCUGCUAGGAGUCUGGUAGCCCAGGCGAACACCGCUGUCCAGGCACUCACUAGCGCGUAUAAAGAGAGAGUGUCGUCAUCGCCGCUGGCUGGGGGGAAUGGUGACCAGCUUUAUCCACUGAGUAAGAAGUCCGCUGUCCAGAGAUUUAGUCAGGCGUACAACGGGAGAAUCUCAGCUUCACCGCUAAAUCUUGGUUUUGUAAACCAGAUUUAUAGGAAUACCUAUCCAGUGACCAAAAAGGCGACUCUCCCAGUGAUGAAUCAAGCAUAUAACCCAAGGAUCGCAGCCUUAAGACCUGCUAACCGAUUUUAUGGCAACAACUUUUCGGCCCUGACCAAGAAAUUCCAAAUAGCAAGGAAUCCCUAUUACCAGAACUAUUACCAAUACGGAAAACCGUACUACAGCAAUUUGCAGAGUAUGCAAUACGGGUUAUACAACGGCAAUGUGCCUUGAGUGUAACUCAGUGCUCAAAAUGACCUCGAGUUAAAAAGAAAAUAAGACCUGUUACAGGUUUUAGCGGUGUCAAGUGAACAGUGCAAAAGAAAUCCGGCCUAGAAAAACAGGCUUUGGGACUCAGACCAUUCCUUAAUGAAGCUUUCUAGUGCCCAUUAAUAUUCUUUGAAUGGGGGGCAUUAUCUUCUCCUACUCCUACUAUAAUUUUAGAUAUAAUUCUCCAUGAACUUGUAUAAAAUUAAUCUCUGCUCUCUUUCGUUCUUUAAUUUUUUGAUGACCCUACAGCUCUCCAGCACUUUUGCAGCUCACGUGAAAUAACUAUUUUGUGGUUUUGUGGUUUGCCAAAAGUACUUAUCAUGUGAUAUUAGGUCAAGGAAAAAUAUAUAGCUUAUCACGGUAAUGUUGAGAAAUCAAGUCGAUAAUCACAGGAAUAACCCGCUGUAGUAAUUUUUUGUAUACGCAUGUUAAAGUUAAACUGAUUUUAGAUUUUAGGCAGUCAGUUAGCACACAACCAAGCAACAGAAACCUUUCUCACGACGACUACAUCAAUGAAACGCUAUUUGUCUUUUCAAAGGCUUUGUAUGAAAAUAAAAUUUGAUGUUCAUAUCAUCA
Molecule: messenger RNA, 2905 nt
Organism: Stylophora pistillata
Lineage: Eukaryota; Metazoa; Cnidaria; Anthozoa; Scleractinia; Pocilloporidae
Source: RefSeq, a predicted model, not a curated record